This is a messenger RNA of Rotaria sp. Silwood1, 684 nucleotides long. The record is from the annotation of a GenBank genome assembly. NCBI's taxonomy places the organism in Eukaryota, Metazoa, Rotifera, Eurotatoria, Philodinida, Philodinidae.
AUGUGUAGUCAAGAACAAAAAGAUCAAUCUCCUCUUUAUGUUUCAUCAAAUCGUAUACGUUCACAUUCAUUAAGACCACAAUAUUCACGAUUAGAUUAUGCACGACGUAAAUCAACUGCUAAUAUAUCUUCACAAAAUAUAUCAUGUUUAGAAUUAGAAAACGAUGAAAUUCAAAAUAAAAAAUCAUCAAAAAUAUUUUCACCAUCAUGGUUAAAACGACGUUUAACAUUAUAUUUUUUUGAACAAACAAUAAAUAAAAAACGUCGAAUGACAACAGAUUGUUUAUGUAAUAUUCAUGAUAAAUCAUAUUCUAAUCUAUUAAAACAAAAACGUUCGAGUGUUGUUGUACAAAUGUUAGAGUCGUUUGUACGACGACUUUCAUCACGAAAGAAAAAACAUCAUGAUGAACAUGAACAUGAACAUGAAGAAGCUCAAACAGUAAUUGAUCCAGUUUAUGAAACAUUAAAAAUAGCAGCUGAAACACGUAAAAGAACAAUAGCUAAUUAUUUACAACAAAAACAACAAACGCUCAAUAAACAAGCAUCGCUCAAUAGUCAAGGUUCAUCAGAACUUGAUAUACAACCAUCACCAAGAGUAACACGUCAUCAUGAGUCAGCUCCAUCAUUACGAACGAAACCACCACAAGCAUCAUCAUCAUUAUCAUCAUCAUCAUCAGGUAAAUAA